Molecule: messenger RNA, 3774 nt
Organism: Protobothrops mucrosquamatus (brown spotted pit viper)
Lineage: Eukaryota; Metazoa; Chordata; Lepidosauria; Squamata; Viperidae
Gene: IFT140
Product: intraflagellar transport 140
Exons: 26
Coding region: 1-3774 (1257 amino acids)
Biological process (GO): intraciliary retrograde transport
Cellular component (GO): intraciliary transport particle A; axoneme; ciliary basal body
Molecular function (GO): protein binding
Source: RefSeq, a predicted model, not a curated record
AUGGCGGUAUACAUUGAUCAUCGAAUAGAAGCGCUUGAGUCCUGUGGACCCCACACCCACAUCAGAUGGCACCGUCUUCAGCCACUUUUGGCGGUUGCAUCCAUUAAUGCAAACUCUGGCGGUAGUGUGGAUAUUUUUCAAGAACAGGGAGAGUAUGUGGGUGACGCACACUUGGAAAGAAACUUCCGGGUCACGUAUCUCAGUUGGCACCCCUCCAAACUGAUUGUGGCCGUGGGUUGCGAGAUGGGAGAUGUGGUAGUAGUGAACAAACAAGACAAGGAGCAUCAUGCUGUGCCCUCCAACCAUAAUGCUGAUAUUUCAAUCCUGAACUGGAGUACCAAUGGAACACGUCUUGUUUCUGGAGAUAAACUGGGGGUUCUUGUCUUGUGGCGGAUGGAUCAGCGGGGGAGAGUCCAAGGUCCCCCUUUGUUAAAACACGAGUAUGGAAAACAUCUUAAUUUCUGCAUUUUUCGCCCACCUCCUCCCGGAGAAGAUUUGGUCCAGCUCGCCAAAGCUGCAGUGAGCGGUGAUGAGAAGGCCCUGGAUAUGUUUAACUGGAGAAAAUCUGGAAUGGGGCUGCCUCUCAAAAUGGGACCCCAGGAAGGCCUGUCCUUCUUUGUUAGCGUGAUCGACGGAACUGUGCAUUAUGUGAGUGAAAGAGGAAAGACCAGCCAAGCAUUGAUUAUAGAAACCUCAGUCCAAAAAAUGUUGUUCAUGGAAAGAGACGUCUUGGUAGUAAUAACGGAGGCUCUCCUCUUAUCCCUUCACAAAAUUUCUCCUGAAGGAGAAGCAGAAGAACUUCUGAAGGUCAAGUUGAGUGGAAAGAUGAGUCAUCCUGCUGAUAUCAUUUUGAUUGAUCAUAGCCUCCUUAUCACUGCGACAGGCGAACCCCUUCUUAGGUUCUGGGAUUUGGAACGGGGUGAGAAUUACGUCCUUUCUCUGGAUGAGCAGCUAGGCUUUGAAAUCGGAGAAUGUGUCCAUUGUGUGUCAUAUUGCAAUGCCAAAGGUCUUCUAGCGGCUGGCACCGACAAAGGGCGAAUAGCUAUGUGGAGGAAAGUGCCAUUCUCCAGCCAGACCACCUGGUCCCUUGAAGGCAAGGACAGAUGGAAACUUCAGACACCCACUGAGCUUGAGGGGAGCAUCAUUCAAAUCGAGUGGAGCUCAAAAAAGAAUCUGCUGGCAGUGAACCUGACCAAUUCAGUAGCCAUCCUAAGGGAGCAAGCCAUGGCUUCCCACUUCCACCAGCAAAUGGCAGUGGUCCAGGUUUCCCCCAACUUGUUCAACAUCACCAGCUUCAGCAGCAAAAUGAUGGAUAACCUCCGUAUCGAUAUGCACGUGAACGGGGUGUGGGCAACCAAGGACGCUGUAGCAUUCUGGAAUGGAAAGCAAGUUUCUAUCUUUGAACUCUCGGCUGCCACUUUGCGGAAUUCAGGUUUUUUCCUCUGUGAAUCCCCUGUGCUGGCGAUGCACGAAGAGAACCUUUACACCGUUGAGCCGAAUCGGGUUCAAGUUCGCACCUGGCAAGGCACCGUUAAGCAGCUGCUGUCCUUCUCCGAAUCUGAAGGCAGUCCCUGCUUUCUGGACGUCUGCGGGAAUUACUUGACGGUGGGGACCGACAUGUCUCACUUUAAGAUCUUCGAUCUUUCUCGCAGAGAGGCAAAGGUGCACUGCAAUAUGCUAUGUAACCGAAUCCCUGCCAGUCACUUCUGGGAUCAGAACGAACCAAGGCUGUUUGUGUGUGAAGCAGUUCUUGACCCUAAUCAGCAAUCAUUGGAUAAGAAGCAAGAAUCGUCAGAAAAUGCCAUGGAUGUGCUGAUUGUAUCUUUCUUCAGCACCGAAGAGCAUGGCCUUCUGCUCCAAGACAGUUUUCCGUUGCCAUCAACGUACCAGUCUCUUCUGGGCAUGGAGGUGCCACACUAUUACUUUGCCAAAAAGCCGGAAGCUGAAAAAAAGGAUGAGGCAGAACCUGGCAGGGUCCCGCUGCAUCAGAUGGUCGCUAGAAGACCGAUGAGAGAUUUCAUUGGGCUGGAAGAGUGUGACAAGAUGACUUGCGAAGCUAUGCUUAACUUCAGUUUCUACCUAACCAUUGGAGACAUGGAUGAGGCCUUCAAGUCUAUCAAACUCAUCAAAAGUGAAGCCGUCUGGGAGAACAUGGCCCGCAUGUGUGUGAAGACCCAAAGGCUGGACGUUGCCAAAGUCUGCCUGGGGAACAUGAGCCAUGCGCAAGGAGCCAAGGCGUUGCGGGAGGCUGAACAAGAACCGGAGCAGGAAGCCAGGGUGGCCAUGUUAGCCGUCCAGUUGGGCAUGCUGGAGGACGCCGAGCAGUUAUACAAGCAGUGCAAAUGCCACGAUCUUCUGAACAAGUUCUACCAGGCUUCAGACCAAUGGCAGAAAGCCAUCGAGGUAGCCGAGGCUCAGGACCGCGUGCACCUGCGCACGACCUACUACAAUUAUGCCAAGCACCUGGAAGCCAUAGCCGAGCGCAACUUUGCCAUCACCUACUACGAGAAGUCCGACACUCAUAAGUUUGAAGUGCCUCGUAUGCUGUCCGAGGAUCUGCAAGCCUUGGAGGCUUACGUCAACAGGAUGAAAGAUAAGGGUUUGUGGAAAUGGUGGGCUCAGUAUCUAGAAGGCCAGGCAGACCUAGAAGCGGCUUUCAAAUAUUAUGAGUUGGCUCAAGAUUAUUUUUCCAUGGUCCGUAUCCAUUGCUUCCUGGGUAACAUCCAGAAGGCCGCUGAAAUAGCCAACGCGACCGGCAACUGGGCAGCUUCGUAUCACGUGGCCCGUCAGUAUGAGAGCCACGAGGACAUCAAACAGGCAGUGCACUUCUACACCCGGGCUCAAGCAUUUAACAACGCGAUUCGUUUGUGUAAGGAAAACCAGCUGGAUGACCUGUUGAUGAACCUGGCUCUUCUUAGUUCCCCAGAAGACAUGAUAGAAGCUGCCCGCUACUAUGAAGGACGAGAACAAAUGGACCAAGCGGUGACGCUCUACCAUAAGGCCGGACACUUGUCCAAGGCUCUGGAGCUGGCCUUUGCCACCCAGCAGUUUGCAGCCUUGCAGCUGGUGGCAGAAGACCUGGAUGAGAAGUCCGACCCGGCCCUGCUGGCUCGCUGCUCCGACUUCUUCAUCGAGCAUGCUCAGUACGAGAAGGCCGUCAAGCUUUUGCUAGCGGCCAAAAAGUACCAGGACGCCCUGCAGCUUUGCCUGACGCAGAACUUGACCAUCACUGAAGAGAUGGCGGAGAAGAUGACCAUCUCCAAGGACUCCAAACACCUUUCCGAGGAUUCCCGGCGGGAGCUCCUGGAGCAGAUCGCUGACUGCUGUAUGAGGCAGGGCAAUUACCACAUGGCCACCAAGAAAUACACCCAAGCAGGAAACAAGCUGAAGGCCAUGAGGGCUCUGCUGAAAUCUGGCGACACGGAAAAGAUUGUGUUCUUUGCUGGCGUCUCGAGACAAAGGGAGAUUUAUAUCAUGGCGGCCAAUUACCUGCAAACCCUGGACUGUCGCAAAGAUCCAGAGAUCAUGAAGAACAUCAUCAGCUUCUACACCAAAGGAAGGGCUCUGGACCUCUUGGCUGGCUUUUAUGACUCCUGUGCGCAGGUGGAGGUGGAAGAGUUCCAGAACUACGAGAAGGCCUUGGGAGCCCUGACCGAGGCCUACAAGUGCAUGUCCAAGGCAAAGACGCGGAGCCCAGCGGAGCAAGAGAACAAGCUGGCACACCUACAGACCAAGAUGGCCCUGGUGAAGAGGUUUAUUCAAGCCCGAAGGUGA